AUUCUCUUUAAGAAGCUUCUAUUACUAAACAGGAAGAGUUAAAUGGCUCCACCACCUCCUUCACCGCCGUCCGUUAUGUUUAGGACAGUGCUCCUCCUCCUCAGGGUUUUGACGGCGGCUUUCCUCGUUAUAACGGUUGCCCUUGUCAGCACCAACACCGUCACCCUCGAUAUUCAAGGAACGUCUAUAAAAAUGCAUUUUAACGAUGUUUAUGCUUAUAGAUACAUGCUUGCGGCCGCCGUCAUCGGGCUAGGUUACGCCGUUGUACAACUGGUCUUCACAAUCUCCCAAUUCGCCACAGGAACUAUACAUCCUUUUAACUAUCUGUUCAGUUUUUAUGGCGAUAAGAUUAUAUCAUAUUUACUUGCAACGGGUUCGGCAGCUGGAUUUGGAGUGAGCAAAGAUUUGAAAGAUACAUACUUAGCAUUAAUAGAUUUUGAUUCAACAGAUCCAGUGGAUAACUUCUUCAGUAAAGGAUACGCAUCAGCCAGUCUUCUUCUCUUUGCUUUCGUCUCUCUUGCCGUUUUAUCAGUUUUCUCAUCUCUUGUUCUUUCCAAACGACCAAUUCAAGUCUCAUAAAUACACGUAUCAUUUUAACCGUGUAUGCUUUCUUCAUCAUGAUUCAUGCAUGCUUUCUCCCACCAAUCGUGGAAUUUGAUCAGAUUAUAUAUAUGCUUUUCAAGAUGUAUUGGUUACGUUACCAAAAUAAAAGAUUCUUAAUUUUGACAAGAAGGUCUCAUUGUUAUUUCUGGUUUACUAUU
Molecule: messenger RNA, 761 nt
Organism: Brassica oleracea var. oleracea
Lineage: Eukaryota; Viridiplantae; Streptophyta; Magnoliopsida; Brassicales; Brassicaceae
Product: CASP-like protein 4D1
Exons: 3
Coding region: 43-579 (178 amino acids)
Source: RefSeq, a predicted model, not a curated record